AAAAAGAGAGACUAUCAUAUGCCCAACUGGACUCUUACCAAUUUUCUGUUAAAAAGCCAACACUGCCCACACCAACAAAGGUGGAAAGCACCAAUAGCACAACAUCCCACAUGAUAUGGAAGAAGUCCCGAUUAUAACCUCCACCGAAACUACAAUCCUGGCCGCACUCUCCACCCUCCCUCCUCCCCAAUUCUCCCACCUCACCCACCUCAUCUCCUCCCUCUCCCACCGCCACCGCCGCCGCCUCUCCUCCCUCCUCUCCUCCCCCACUCUCUUCUCCCUCACCCUCCGCCACCUCCACUCCCUCUCCCUCCCUCAAAAAUCCCUCCUCAUCGCCCGCCACCUCCUGUCCUCCCUCUCCCUCCUCGCCCACUCCCUCCACCCCACCACCAACACCACUCCACCGCCACCCGCCACAGCCAAUCUCCGCCACCUCGACUCCGCUCUCCUCCUCCUUCUCCUCUGCGAAAUCCGCCAGCACGACCCCGAGUCCCUCUCCAAUACCCCAUUGCCCAGCUGGCGUUCAACCCUCACUAACUACAUCUCUGACACCAUCUUAACAAUCUCCACCAUUCCCAUGUCACCCAAUGAGAUUGUCAUUCAUUACAUUGAGACAAUUGCCAAGUGCAGGAGGUUUGUCGGGGUGAUGGGGUGCGGCGGCGGUAAGGAGGGAAGGGAGGUGGCGGCAUCAGUGGCGGCAGUGGUGGCGCUGCCGUCGGUGAGCGGGGUGGUGGGGAGAGAGUGUGUGAUUUGCAAAGAGGAUAUGAGGGAAGGGAGAGACGUUUGUGAAUUGCCGUGUGAUCAUUUGUUUCAUUGGAUUUGCAUAUUGCCGUGGCUGAAGAAGAGAAACACGUGUCCCUGCUGCCGAUACCGGCUUCCGACCGAUGAUGUGUACGGCGAGAUUGAGCGGCUGUGGAAGGUGGUUGUCAAGGUGGGCGGCGGCGGUAGUAAUUUGGGAGUGUGAUUUGGUGGUAAUCUGGUGGGGGGCAGAGUAUGGUGCGACCCCAAACAAUCGGUUUGAUGUACAAGUGUCAUGAUCGGAUUGCGUGAAGAUCUUGAUCAUGGGGCUUGGUAAUCCAAUGAUUCCGAUUUUAUCAAUCAGUCGAUCCACAUUGAGUUAGCAGGAUAUUUCCCACACGGUGCAUAAAAGUGCAAUUUUGUUCAGGUAUACCGUGAUCUUCUGUGCGGGCUCAUACCGGAUCCUUCUUCGACGAUUACAAUAGUAUACUUUAGGUAUUACUAAUUUUUUUUUGAAAUCAUACAAAAAAUUAGCUUAGUCCCCCCACUAGUAAGUAUUUGAUCAAACCAUGCUUGUUCUUUAUUAGAAUUUUCAAUCAAGAAUUGAUUACUGUCAUCAACA
This is a messenger RNA of Rhododendron vialii, 1360 nucleotides long. Its product is annotated as E3 ubiquitin-protein ligase SGR9, amyloplastic. Gene Ontology annotation, molecular function: ubiquitin protein ligase activity. The record is from RefSeq and is a predicted model, not a curated record. NCBI's taxonomy places the organism in Eukaryota, Viridiplantae, Streptophyta, Magnoliopsida, Ericales, Ericaceae. The transcript has a single exon. Gene Ontology annotation, biological process: ubiquitin-dependent protein catabolic process. The coding region runs from base 116 to 964 and encodes 282 amino acids.